GCUGUUCUUGCCGAAAGGGGCGGGGUUUGUGCGCGAUGGGCUGGAGCAGCGCGGUGCGGGGCGCGCUGUGUUGCGGGCGGGCGGCGGCGCGGGCAGUGCCACUGGGACCAGGGCUGGGCGCGGUGCGGAGCAUGUGUGCCCAGGCGGACGACUGGCAUUCGGCCAAGGCCAUCUACGACUUUCACGCCCUCGACAUCGAUGGCAACGACGUGUCCCUAGACAAGUACCGGGGCUACGUCUGUAUCAUCACCAACGUGGCCUCCAAAUGAGGGAAAACCGCGGUAAACUACACUCAGCUUGUCGAUAUGCACGCCCGAUACGCUGAGAGGGGUUUACGCAUCCUGGGCUUUCCCUGCAACCAGUUUGGGAAGCAGGAGCCCGGGGACAAUGCUCAGAUCAAGGCAUUUGCUGAGAACUACGGGGUGAAGUUCGACAUGUACAGCAAGAUCGAUGUCAACGGGGACGAUGCUCACCCCCUCUGGAAGUGGAUGAAGGAUCAGCCCAAAGGGAGAGGCACCCUGGGCAAUGCAAUAAAAUGGAACUUCACCAAGUUCCUCAUUAACCGAGAAGGUCAGGUGGUGAAGAGGUACAGCCCGAUGGAAGAUCCCUAUGUGAUCGAGAAGGACCUGCCUGUCUACCUGUAACUCUGCUCUGCUGCCCCCCUGCCCGUCCCGACCCCGCUGCCCGUGGAGCCUCCUCCAGCCCCAUGACGGGCUGCCUCCAAUCCAGCUGCUGGUGGGGCAGCCCUGACCCACGGCGUGCACCUGCUGGACGGAGGCUCCAGGGGCCGCGGCCGCUGCGGGCAGGAGCAGCUGCAGCCCCCUCACAGUCACUGGAGUCCCCCCGCAAUAAAGGCGUUAGGAAUGA
This is a messenger RNA of Hirundo rustica (Barn swallow), 867 nucleotides long. It is a transcript of the gene GPX4, whose product is annotated as glutathione peroxidase 4. Gene Ontology annotation, molecular function: glutathione peroxidase activity. NCBI's taxonomy places the organism in Eukaryota, Metazoa, Chordata, Aves, Passeriformes, Hirundinidae. The transcript is spliced from 7 exons. Gene Ontology annotation, biological process: response to oxidative stress. The record is from RefSeq and is a predicted model, not a curated record.